Nicotiana tabacum (common tobacco) is the source of this 2372-nucleotide messenger RNA. RefSeq lists its product as uncharacterized. The record is from RefSeq and is a predicted model, not a curated record. Gene Ontology annotation, biological process: defense response. Lineage: Eukaryota; Viridiplantae; Streptophyta; Magnoliopsida; Solanales; Solanaceae.
AGAAAAAGAAAAAUGUUAGAAAAUCCUCUUUACCAUCUCCUUCACCACCCACCCUCUUUCUUCUUCUCCAUAAAGUUCUACCAAAUUUCCAUAAGACACACCUGUGCCAAGUUGAAGUGUUACUUGAUCAUUGAGUAAGUUGGAGUGUGAGAUAGACAUCUGAGGCCACUAAAAGACCUUAUACCAUUAAGAGUAUCCAACUUCUUAUAAGUAGAUCAUUUUUCUUUUUUACUUUUCAUGUGAGAUUUUAUUCACAAUUCCCCCCUUAAACUAAGUUCCACAUAAUCCAUCAUCAUUUAUGGGCGAAUUUGGAGAUAUGCAUUUUUGAAACUACGAGUAAAGGUAGCAAACCGGCUUGUACACGGGCAAAGUCACUAAGCCAGACCCUACGCCAUCAAUCCUCCAUCUCCAUACUCAUCCCACUAAAUCAUUAGUUUUGAUAUCAAUUGUUGGGCUAGAACUGUUCAAUGAUACUCUUAAUACGGUUUGAUAUUGUCAGCUUUGAGCCAAGCCCGCACGGUUUUCCCAAAAAAGGUCUCACGCCAUUAAGAGUAUCCAAUUCAUUAUAAGUAGAUCAUUUUUCUUUUCUACUUUCCAUGUCGGGCUUUGUUGUUACACCUAACACAUGAAAUAUUGUUGUAAUUGCAGUACAAGCAUAAAACUGGUGGAUAAAUUACUUUCUUGUGGACCCUUGAGUUCAUUUUUCAAUGGUGUUAUGUUGCAAACUUUUGACUAACAUUCUGAGUCCUGUCCCCUCUGGUAGACUUCUGAGUCACAAUACGGGGAAAAGCUACCUACAUUACUCUCAACAGAACUCAAAAUAAUGUAAAGUAAUUUCUUAGCAUAAAGUAAGGUAGCCUUAUUAUGAUGCAAAACAGUACACCUUUUUUUUUUUUAAUCAAGAAAAGAACCUUUGAGGAGCACAUAUUCUGUCACCAUUUGUAUCAAUCAAGCAAAAAGCUUUACCUGAAAUGGGGAAAAUAUGGAUUGAAGUCUGCCUGAUUUCCGCCAGGGGGCUACGACGAACAUCAUCUUUGUGGAAGCUGCAAUGGUAUGCUGUUGGAUGGAUUGAUCCAAACAAUAAGUACUGUUCCAAGAUUGAUUCUUCAGGCAAUGCAAAUCCUGUUUGGAAAACCAAAUUCUCAAUGUUUGUUGACACUUCUGAAUUAGAUACCCUCCAUGUUGAAGUUUACAGUAGAGAGCCCAUUUUUCUUAGAGAAAAGCUCCUGGGAACAGCUACUGUAAUUUUGAAGGAAUUUCUGGACAAGUACAAUAACAACACUGAGGUUUCAAAGCCUAUUGAAGAGGUGGGGAGCUUUCAAUUGCGGAGAAAAAACUCGAAUAAACCUCAGGGAUUUGUUGAUGUAUCGAUACGAAUUUCAGAGGAAAGGGAAGAGCCAAGUUCACUCCCAGGUGACAAUGAGGGAUUUAAGCUUGCAGAUAACAGCAGUGGCUUCAACUUGGCUAAUGGAUAUAAACCUGCCACAGCAUACCCACAACCACAAUCCUUGACCCCGUCUCAACUGCAGAGAAACCAACCACAGCUAAAUCACCAAUAUGCGCGUCAAGUACCAUAUGCUACAAAUUAUUCCCACCCAUUGGUGGGGGGAAUGAGCUACACGCCAGCAGCAGGAUCGAGCUAUCAGCCACCGCGUGCUCCACCACCACCUCCACCUGCUAAUGUUGGUUACAUUCCAACUUUCCUCCCAAGAACAGACAACGCGUCGUCUAGUUAUUUAAGCAUGCCACAAAGUGGAGCAGCAGCAACACGAAAUGCAAGACCUGGUUUUGGAAUGGGAGUAGGUGCUGGGGCAUUAGCAGCUGGUGCUGUGAUAUUUGGAGAGGAUUUCAUGUCUGGUUUUGAUAUUCCUCGUGGUUUACCGGAUCCCUCUCUCACCAUAUCUCUUGAUCCCCCUUUCUGAAGAUGGAAUACCAUCUAUUGUAUUAUGAUGCAUACAAUGAGAUAUUGUAAAAUAUAUGCUUUCCGUACUGCAACUAUCACAAAAAUCUGCAAAGAAGUUUCAGUUUGUAGCAGCAAAUCACGGGCUUCUUGUAAAACUGCAGAGGUUUCAGCUACUAUGGAAUAAACUGAAGUACAAUUUUACAAGUCUCAAUAUACAUGUAUUGUAUUACAUCAUAGAACUUUGUCAUAGUCUCAAGGGUGAUCAAAGAAAUAGAUGUUUACUUGCACAAACUAGCAGCUACCUACCUUUCAUAUAGGAUGAAAUGAUAGGUAUUUAUAAGAUUGAUAACAUUGACAAAGAGCUAUAACGUUUUCCUAUAAAUCCUAUAUAUGAACUUGAGUAGGUAACUCUUCUCUCAAACUUAAUGUUCACCAGUCACCAAUAGGUGUCAAUCCUGGCCAAGUUGAA